Porites lobata is the source of this 263-nucleotide messenger RNA. The record is from the annotation of a GenBank genome assembly. Lineage: Eukaryota; Metazoa; Cnidaria; Anthozoa; Scleractinia; Poritidae.
ACUUCAACCCUGUACUUUGAUGACAAAAAGGUGGUAAAGAAGUCAGCAAUAUCGGGUCUUGUCUCAAAAACGUUUGAUGACCAAAGUCUGGUGGAUGCAAAAAGCUGCUAAAUCGAGCUGCUGCUGGUUUUGUGGGUCUGAGCGAGAGAAAUAUACUGAGAGAGACAAACAGCAAAAUAAAGUAUCGCAUUCAUAACGUCAAGUUUACCAAUAAAGCUACGCCAAGACCAGUUACCGCAAAAUCCGUUCAAGCUCAACAUCAA